AGGCGCAGUGAGAGGAGCAGCUCCCGGCCCGUGCGCAGGCAGAGGGGCAGGAACUCACCCCGCCCCGAUUCUGUGCGCAGGCGCAGUGAGAGGAGCGGCUCGCGGGCCCGUGCGCCGGCGGAGGGGUAGGAACUCACCCCGCCCCGAUUCUGUGCGCAGGCGCAGUGAGAGGAGCGGCUCGCGGGCCCGUGCGCAGACUCCGAGGCUGUUUCCUGGAUCGCUUGUCAGUGCCGGGCCCCGCCGGCCGCUCCCUCUCCCGCCGCCCGGAGCGGAGUCGCGUUGACUGACCAGAGUCCGCGAGUCCCGCUCCGCUGCCUCCUCCUCCCCCCCAGCUUUUUCACUGUUUAAAACACUAAAAAUAUCCUUUAUUCAGAAUGUCUCUACAUCAGUUUUUAUUAGAACCAAUCACCUGCCAUGCCUGGAACAGAGAUCGUACUCAGAUUGCCAUUAGCCCUAAUAACCAUGAAGUUCACAUCUAUAAGAAGAGUGGGAACCAGUGGGUAAAAGCUCAUGAACUGAAGGAACACAAUGGACACAUUACAGGUAUUGACUGGGCUCCCAAGAGCGACCGCAUUGUAACUUGUGGUGCAGACCGUAAUGCCUACGUCUGGAGUCAGAAAGACGGCGUGUGGAAGCCAACUCUAGUGAUUCUGAGAAUUAAUCGCGCGGCCACCUUUGUGAAGUGGUCUCCUUUGGAGAAUAAAUUUGCCGUAGGAAGUGGAGCUCGACUCAUAUCUGUGUGCUACUUUGAGUCUGAAAAUGACUGGUGGGUGAGCAAACACAUUAAAAAGCCCAUUCGCUCCACUGUCCUAAGUCUGGACUGGCAUCCCAAUAAUGUCUUGCUGGCUGCAGGAUCCUGUGACUUCAAAUGCAGAGUGUUUUCUGCUUACAUUAAGGAAGUGGAUGAAAAGCCAGCCAGCACACCAUGGGGCUCAAAGAUGCCCUUUGGGCAGCUGAUGUCAGAGUUUGGUGGUCCUGGAAGUGGCGGAUGGGUACACAGCGUCAGUUUUUCUGCCAGUGGUAACCGCCUAGCCUGGGUCAGCCAUGAUAGUACUGUGUCAGUUGCUGAUGCCUCAAAAAAUAUGAUGGUUUCACAGCUGAAAACAGAGUACCUCCCGUUCCUGAGUGUGUCAUUUGUCUCUGAGAACAGCGUUGUGGCAGCUGGCCAUGAUUGCUGCCCAAUGCUCUUUAACUGUGAUGACCGUGGCUCACUGACCUUCGUUUCCAAACUAGACAUUCCAAAGCAGAGCAUCCAGCGCAAUAUUUCUGCCAUGGAACGCUUCCGCAACAUGGACAAGAGAGCCACUACAGAGGAUCGUAACACUACUUUGGAGACACUGCAUCAGAACAGCAUCACCCAAGUGUCUAUUUAUGAGGUAGACAAGCGAGAUUGUCGCAAGUUCUGCACCACUGGCAUUGAUGGAGCAAUGACCAUCUGGGAUUUCAAGACAUUAGAGUCUUCUAUCCAAGGUCUACGAAUCAUGUAAAGAUGGAUCUCCAUUAUCUAGCAUGACAGACUGCUUGACAGCAUGCAGCUCCAGCAUCCACACAGACCCGAAAAGGGAUGAGUAAGCUGGAUCAUUUGGAAGCACUGAGAAGAUAUGGCUUGGCAGAUUUUCUUUUAAAUACAUACUUGGUGAAAUGUGGUUUCAAAAUCAGCUGUGAUUGUCUCUCUUUCGUUUUGAUUGGUUGUUUCAUUCCAUUCUUUACCAAAGCUGCUCCGUUAGUAGUAUAUUGCAGGAAGUUAUGGAUCACUAACUUAAAAGGGGAAUUUUAUGUAAAUUGUCUGCUAGAAAUAAAAGAUACAGAAUGUG
Messenger RNA from Mauremys reevesii (Reeves's turtle), 1814 nucleotides. RefSeq names its product actin related protein 2/3 complex subunit 1A (gene ARPC1A). The coding region runs from base 375 to 1487 and encodes 370 amino acids. NCBI's taxonomy places the organism in Eukaryota, Metazoa, Chordata, Testudines, Geoemydidae. The record is from RefSeq and is a predicted model, not a curated record. Gene Ontology annotation, biological process: Arp2/3 complex-mediated actin nucleation. The transcript has 10 exons. Gene Ontology annotation, molecular function: actin filament binding. Gene Ontology annotation, cellular component: actin cytoskeleton; Arp2/3 protein complex.